AUGAACUCUGAUGUAAAAAAUCCUGAUUAUGAUUAUAACAAACGAAUUAACGACCCAAUUCAUGGAUAUAUGGAAUUUGAUGAUUGGACCAUGGAAUUUAUUGACACACCAGAAUUUCAAAGACUAAGAAACAUUAAACAAUUAGGAAGCACAUAUUAUGUUUUUCCUGGAGCAAGCCAUAAUAGAUUUGAGCAUUGUUUAGGGGUUGCCCAUUUAUCAAAUAAGCUAUUGAAAAAAUUUUAUCAAAUUCAACCUGAAUUAAGAGCUGAGAACGAGUUGGACCUAGAGUGUGUGACGUUGGCAGGUUUAUGCCAUGAUUUAGGUCAUGGACCUUUUAGUCAUAUUUUUGAUAAUCAUGUUAUUCCUACACUGAUACCAGAUAUUGAAUGGAAGCAUGAAAUGGCAUCAGAAAUGAUGUUUGAUCAUUUAGUUGAACAUAAUGAAAUAGUAGGAAUUGAAUUGAGCACAGACAAUGUGAAAUUUAUUAAAUCUUUAAUAUCUGGUGUAAAUUCUUCGAGUAGCCGACCUGAUUUUCUAUUUGAUAUUGUUGCAAAUAAACGUAAUUCGAUUGAUGUGGAUAAAUUUGAUUAUUUAGAACGAGAUUGUUAUAAUCUAGGAAUAAAAUCAUCAUAUGACAGCUCGCGAUUAAUGAAGUUUAGUCGUGUCAUUGAUGAUCAAAUCUGUUAUCUUCAUAAGGAAUGUUAUAACAUCUAUGAUUUAUUCCAUACAAGAUAUUCCUUGCACAAAAAAGUUUAUAAUCACCCUGUGGGUGCAGCAAUUGGACAUAUGUUGACAGAUGUUUUAGUUGAAGCAAAUUGCGUUUUCAAUUUUCCAGAAGCGAUUUUUAAAGCUGAACGUUAUUUAAAAUUGGAUGAUACUAUUCUUAAUCAAAUUGAACAUUCAGAAGAUACGCAAAUCAAUCCAGAAUUAAUAGCUUCAUAUAAUGAUAAUUUAUCCAAAGAAGAUAUAAUUGUCCAUAGAUGCACAAUCAAUUAUUCUAAAAGUGACCAAAAUCCCGUGGAUUCUGUAAAAUUUUAUAAUAAAUACAAUCAUGAUAAAGCUUUUGGUAUACCUAGAAAUGAAACAAGUUAUUUAGUACCUGAACAAUACGAAGAAGUAAUAAUACGUGUAUAUUCUAGAACACCUGAAAAAUUAAAACCAAUUCAAAAUGCAUUUCGUAGAUUGAUGGAUAAUUAUUUUCUAUCGCCCAACACCACUUCUUUUCCCACUACUAUCUCCGCCGGACCUUCUUUUUCAUCACCAAUAAAUUUAUCUACCAACACAUUAUCAUUAUCGCCAUCAUUAAUAGAUUUUGGUGAUAAUAUUCUUAAUAGUGGUCAUGCAAAUAAUAGAUCUUUUGGGGCGGAAUUAUCACCUAGUAGAGGUCAUACUAUACCAUCUGAUUUUAUCUAUACCUCAACAAGAAAAAGAAGACGGGCAAGUUCAAGUCAACAAGAUUUAUUAUCAUCAUUAUCGUCUAGUAGCAGUAAUAGCGUGAAAUUGAAUUCAGAACGAGUUUCACAUAAUCAAAGGGAGUUGGUCGUAAAAUUGUAA
Messenger RNA from Entrophospora candida, 1554 nucleotides. Lineage: Eukaryota; Fungi; Glomeromycota; Glomeromycetes; Entrophosporales; Entrophosporaceae. The record is from the annotation of a GenBank genome assembly.